AUGUCUGGUCAACUUGCAGAACAGAAUGCAAUGCCUGGAGUCAACUUGCAGAACAGAAUGCAAUGCCUGGAGUCAACUUGCAGAACAGAAUGCAAUGCCUGGAGUUGCCUGGAGUCAACUUGCAGAACAGAAUGCAAUGCCUGGAGUCAACUUGAAGAACAGAAUGCAAUGCCUGGAGUCAGCUUGCAGAACAGAAUGCAGUGCCUGGAGUCAACUUACAGAACAGAAUGCAGUGCCUGGAGUCAGCUUGCAGAACAGAAUGCAGUGCCUGGAGUCAACUUACAGAACAGAAUGCAAUGCCUGGAGUCAGCUUGCAGAACAGAAUGCAAUGCCUGGAGUCAGCUUGCAGAACAGAAUGCAAUGCCUGGAGUCAGCUUGCAGAACAGAACGCAAUGCCUGGAGUCAGCUUGCAGGAGUCAGCUUACAGAACAGAACGCAAUGCCUGGAGUCAGCUUGCAGAACAGAACGCAGUGCCUGGAGUCAGCUUGCAGAACAGAACGCAGUGCCUGGAGUCAGCUUGCAGAACAGAACGCAGUGCCUGGAGUCAGCUUGCAGAACAGAACGCAGUGCCUGGAGUCAGCUUGCAGAACAGAACGCAGUGCCUGGAGUCAGCUUGCAGAACAGAACGCAGUGCCUGGAGUCAGCUUGCAGAACAGAACGCAGUGCCUGGAGUCAGCUUGCAGAACAGAACGCAAUGCCUGGAGUCAGCUUGCAGAACAGAACGCAAUGCCUGGAGUCAGCUUGCAGAACAGAACGCAGUGCCUGGAGUCAACUUGCAGAACAGAACGCAGUGCCUGGAGUCAGCUUGCAGAACAGAAUGCAAUGCCUGGAGAACAAACGUGCUACUUUUGUGCCCUACCAACUAAGUUUGCUGUGUCUGCACAGAUUGUACCCGGUCUGUUUUGA
Messenger RNA from Mercenaria mercenaria, 906 nucleotides. RefSeq lists its product as uncharacterized. The transcript has a single exon. Lineage: Eukaryota; Metazoa; Mollusca; Bivalvia; Venerida; Veneridae. The record is from RefSeq and is a predicted model, not a curated record. The coding region runs from base 1 to 906 and encodes 301 amino acids.